CACUCACUGAACACAGACUCCAACCACAAGAAAGAAAGAAAGAGAGAAAAAUGACACCAAAAGACAUGUUCUCUCAUGUAGGAUCAGUGGCUGCAAGUUUGAUGUUUUUCUGGGCAAUCUUUCAACAAUAUUUCCCUCACCAAAUUAGAAACUCUAUUGAGAAGUACCAACAAAGAUUGGUGAAUUACUUCUACCCUUACAUCCAGAUCAGGUUCAACGAAUUCACAGGUGAGCGGCUGAUGCGCAGCGAAGCUUACUCUGCUAUAGAAAUAUACCUUAGCACCAGGACAUCUGCACAAGCAAAACGAUUGAAGGCCGACGUUGUUAAGAACAACCAGUCUCUAGUUCUAAGCAUGGAUGACCAUGAAGAGGUUGCUGAUGAAUUCAAAGGAGUGAAGCUCUGGUGGGCUUCAGGAAAACACAUAUCCAAAACACAAUCUUUGUCUUUCUACCCUGUCACAGACGAGAAAAGGUACUACAAGCUCAGUUUCCACAAACGACAUCGGGAGCUCAUACUGGGUCCUUACCUAAAUCAUGUUCUGAAAGAAGGUAAGGCAAUGAAGAUCAAGAACAGGCAGAGAAAGCUUUACACCAACAACAGCUCACAUUGGAGCCAUGUAGUGUUCGAACACCCAGCAACAUUUCAGACGGUAGCAAUGGAAGCAGAGGCGAAAAAUGAGAUUAUGGAUGACCUUAUCACAUUCAGCCAAGCAGAGGAAUUUUACGCAAGAAUUGGGAGGGCUUGGAAAAGAGGGUAUCUCCUCUUCGGUCCUCCCGGUACCGGUAAGUCCACCAUGAUUGCUGCCAUGGCAAAUCUGUUGAACUACGAUGUCUAUGAUCUUGAAUUAACUGCUGUGAAAGACAACACUGAGCUAAGGAGGCUCUUGAUUGAGACUUCAAGCAAGUCUAUUAUAGUGAUUGAGGACAUCGAUUGCUCGCUAGAUUUAACUGGUCAGAGGAGGAAGAAAAAGGAGAAAGAAGAAGAGGGAGGAGUUGAGAAGGAAAAACUUGGUAAAGAAGAGAAAGAGAGCAAACCCAGUCAAGUUACACUUUCAGGACUAUUGAAUUUCAUUGAUGGGCUUUGGUCUGCUUGUGGUGGAGAAAGACUAAUAGUUUUUACAACUAAUCAUGUGGAGAAGCUUGAUCCUGCUUUGAUUCGAAAAGGCAGGAUGGACAAUCACAUACAGUUGACAUACUGUAGAUUUGAAGCAUUCAAGGUUUUGGCUAAGAACUAUCUUCAGCUUGAAUCACACGAUUUGUUUUCAAGAAUUGAUGAGUUGUUAAAGGACGUUGAUAUGACACCAGCUGAUGUGGCCGAGCAUUUGAUGCCUAAGAAGAAUGUUAAAGGGAUUGCAGAUGUUUGCUUGAAUAGUCUGAUUGUAGGUCUGGAAAAGGCAAAAGAGGAAGCAAGAUUGAAACUUGAACAAGAGAAGCAACUACCAGUUGAAGAAAGUCAGGGCUCUGCAUUAUUAGCAGCAAGUGAAGGUGCAGCAUCUGAUGCAAAGAAGUGACAGGAGCGGCUACGAGUGAGAUUUAGAAAUUGACAAAACAUGUUUUGUCAAUUUUCAAUUAGUGUCUCUGUCUGUUCAAUGUGUCUGGCGCAGUGUCCACUUGCUACAUAUAAUCUUAGCAGUUUGAAGUGGCUAAAAUUAAAUCACUACUUGAUUGCCAUCUAAGGAUGCUAACGGGUGGGGACUUUUGUCGAACACUUGGUAUG
Tripterygium wilfordii is the source of this 1717-nucleotide messenger RNA. Its product is annotated as AAA-ATPase ASD, mitochondrial-like. Gene Ontology annotation, molecular function: ATP hydrolysis activity; ATP binding. NCBI's taxonomy places the organism in Eukaryota, Viridiplantae, Streptophyta, Magnoliopsida, Celastrales, Celastraceae. The transcript has 2 exons. The record is from RefSeq and is a predicted model, not a curated record. The coding region runs from base 51 to 1511 and encodes 486 amino acids.